GCAAUAAUGUAGUCAUUCCGAACGGCGGGAAUUUGACGGUCUCACGGUGGCAACAACUCGGCCUGCAAUUUGGAUCGCAUGGCCGCAUCGAUCGGGUUCAUCAGCUCGUGUUCCGAGCGAUCACAGAAUUGGACACGUUUGGGAAGCUCUCAUGUGUCAUGUGGGCUUAUCGACAGUACACAGAGAAUACAGAACUUUGACACCAACCCGAUUUACGCAGUGCUUCACGAGUCUAUCUACUGCACAGCGCGUCAUUCAGAAGAAAAAGUGAGGCUCAUGUCCGAUGAUGUCCCCAUUUACUUCACGGGGGAGAUGAUAUUCCCCGACAUGUUCGAAGACUAUCAUCAUCUACGUCCCCUGUGAGGCGCGACCGAACUGUUGGCUAACGAUGAAGAUUGGCCCAUGUUGUAAGACAAAGAGGCCCUGAAAAAGAACCAAGUAAAAGUAAACGCUACAACCUAUUAUGACGACAUGUAUGUCGAUUUUGGUCUUGUGCAACAGGCAACAUCCGUCAUCGGCAACGUGGAACAACUCAUCCCCAAUCAGAGUUUCCAUGACGGUAUACGCAAGCACAUGGAAAGCAUCUUUUCGAGCUGUUUGAACGGGAGCGCGAUUAGAACCAAUUUCCCUGAAGCAGCGAGUAGCCUAUGAUGUGGCAUUUUGGGAUCGAGA
Messenger RNA from Suillus bovinus, 672 nucleotides. RefSeq lists its product as uncharacterized. Lineage: Eukaryota; Fungi; Basidiomycota; Agaricomycetes; Boletales; Suillaceae. The transcript has 6 exons. Bases 79 to 363 code for a protein of 94 amino acids. The record is from RefSeq and is a predicted model, not a curated record.